GGAUGAGUUACCAGGCAGAAACCCACAAGCAAUUAACAGCUCUGACAUCAGGGGACAAGCAAAUAUAAAACACUCAGUUCUAAGAGAGGCUCAGCAGAGAAUCCCCUCAGGAGUUCAAGCUUGAUUUUUAUCUAUGCGCCUCGUUCUCUACACAAAGGGCUGAAAACCGGAGCCUGUACUGCAUUCUUGCUUCAAGCAGAAUGAAAGCUCCCAAACUCCUCUCUCCGGGCUAUACCUUCUUGGCCCUGCUUUUUUUCCAGCAGGCCUGGGCUCAAUUCCCAAGACAGUGUGUCACCAUCGAGGCUUUGAGAAAUGGCGUGUGUUGCCCAGACCUGUUCCCACUGUCUGGGCCUGGGACUGACCGCUGCGGCUCCUCAUCAGGAAGGGGCAGGUGUGAGGUGGUGACAGCUGACUCCCGACCCCACGGCCCCCAGUACCCACACGAUGGCAGAGAUGACCGAGAGGGCUGGCCCACACGCUUCUUCAACAGGACAUGCCACUGCAUUGGCAAUUUCUCAGGAUACAACUGUGGAACCUGCCGUCCUGGAUGGAGAGGAGCUGCCUGUGACCAGAGGGUUCUCAUAGUCAGGAGAAACCUACUGGACUUAAGUACAGAAGAAAAGAAGCGCUUUGUCCGGGCCCUGGAUAUGGCAAAGCGCACCAUUCACCCUCAGUUUGUCAUUGCCACCAGGAGAUCAGAAGAAAUAUUGGGGCCAGAUGGCAACACACCACAAUUUGAGAACAUUUCCAUUUACAACUACUUUGUUUGGACGCACUACUACUCAGUCAAAAAGACUUUUCUCGGGGCAGGACAGGAAAGCUUUGGUGAAGUGGAUUUCUCUCAUGAGGGACCAGCGUUUCUCACGUGGCAUAGGUACCACCUGCUGCAGCUGGAGAGAGACAUGCAGGAAAUGUUGCAGGAUCCUUCUUUCUCCCUUCCUUACUGGAAUUUUGCCACCGGGAAGAACACCUGUGACAUUUGCACCGAUGACUUGAUGGGAUCAAGAAGCAACUUUGAUUCCAAUCUUAUAAGCCCGAACUCCGUCUUUUCUCAAUGGCGAGUGGUCUGCGAAUCCUUGGAAGAUUAUGAUACCCUGGGAACCCUUUGUAACAGCACUGAGGGUAGGCCAAUUAGGAGAAAUCCAGCUGGAAAUGUGGCUAGACCAAUGGUGCAACGUCUUCCUGAACCACAGGAUGUCACUCAGUGCUUGGAAGUUGGUUUAUUUGACACACCUCCUUUUUAUUCCACUUCUACAAACAGUUUCCGAAACACAGUGGAAGGUUACAGUGAUCCCACAGGAAGGUAUGACCCUACUGUGCGAAGUCUUCACAAUUUGGCUCAUCUAUUCCUGAAUGGAACCGGGGGGCAAACUCAUUUAUCUCCCAAUGAUCCUAUUUUUGUCCUCCUACAUACUUUCACUGAUGCAGUCUUUGAUGAAUGGCUGAGGAGAUAUAAUGCUGAUAUAUCCGUAUUUCCUUUGGAAAAUGCCCCUAUUGGACAUAACAGACAAUACAAUAUGGUACCAUUUUGGCCUCCAAUUACCAACAUAGAAAUGUUUGUUACUGCUCCAGACAACCUGGGAUACACUUAUGAAGUUCAAUGGUCAAGUCAGAAUUUUAGUAUUUCUGAGAUUGUUACCAUAGCGGUAGUUGCUGCUUUAUUACUGGUUGCAGUCAUUUUUGUGGGUGCUUCUUGUCUGAUUCGUGCCAGAAGAAACAUGGAUGAAGCAAAUCAGCCUCUCCUUACUGAUCAGUAUCAACAGUAUGUUGAAGAAUAUGAAAAAAUCCAGAAUCCUAAUCAGUCUGUGGUCUAAUUACAAGUGGUAUAUUCUCUUAUGCAUUAGUAUCAUAAAACCAUAUGGUUGAAAAAUAAUAGGUUGAGUUACUAACUGUA
Messenger RNA from Balaenoptera musculus (blue whale), 1894 nucleotides. RefSeq names its product tyrosinase related protein 1 (gene TYRP1). Bases 201 to 1814 code for a protein of 537 amino acids. Gene Ontology annotation, cellular component: melanosome. Gene Ontology annotation, molecular function: oxidoreductase activity. Gene Ontology annotation, biological process: melanosome organization; melanocyte differentiation. Lineage: Eukaryota; Metazoa; Chordata; Mammalia; Artiodactyla; Balaenopteridae. The record is from RefSeq and is a predicted model, not a curated record. The transcript has 8 exons.